CAAACCAACUCCCCAUCGUAUUAUUUUUGCUUCCUUUCGUGGACUCUGUUCGGGUCAAACUUUCCCACCUCAAUUAACAACGACCAAAUAAAGGUCUCCAUCACCUCCUCGAUCUCUCUUUCUUCCAUGUCUGCGCCCUUUUGAAUUAAGUUCAGGCUCUUCUUUCGACCGAGCUCUCUCGUUCCCCCUUGCCGAUGCCUGUUUUGCUUCUCUCUUAGAUCUCUGUUUCGAUGGAAGGGGAGUGGGAAGAGCGGGUGGAGCUGAGGGCGCUCAGGUCGCUGGGUCUGGGCUUCGACCUGACCUGCGAUUUCCAGCUCCGGUUCGCCAAAGGGUAUCCCCACCGCCGCCUCGUGGAGCUCGAUGAAACUAAUACCUGGGACAUAGCCAUCCCCGGGGGCCCUACAAUUCGUGGCGUCUCCAAGGAUAUCGGCUUCGAUAAAGGCGAUCGCAUGCGGUUCCGCUCCGAUGUGCUCGAGUUUAAUCAGAUGUCUGAGUUACUCAAUCAGAAGUCUUCAGUGCAAGGGAAAGUGCCUUCCGGUUAUUUUAAUGCACUUUUUGGAUUAAGUGGAGUAUGGUUGAAUGACAUCAAGGAGACUAAAUAUCUUGCUUUUGAUGGUUACUUCAUUUCCUUGUACAAUCUGCACCUAAGGGCUUCUCCAUUGGUUCUCCGAGAUGAAGUGAAAAAGGCUGUUCCACCAAAGUGGGAUCCUGUAUCAUUAUCUAGGUUCAUCCAGACGUUCGGGACUCAUAUAAUUGUGGAAAUAGCAAUUGGAGGACAGGAUGUAGUUCGCGUUAGGCAAAGUCCUUCUUCGAUGAUUUCUCCUGCUGAGCUUAAGGUGCAUCUUGAAGAUCUUGGAGAUGUUUUAUUUUCUGAUGGAAGAAGCCUCUCUCCACUAUGUCGGAAGGCCAGAGAAGGAAAGAACAAGGUGCCUGAUGUUUUCAUCAGAAUCUUGCAACCAACUUUGCAAUUGCCUAGCCUUUCAGAAAGUUCAAGCAAGGAUGGCCUCACAGUCAUCUGCUCAAAAAAGGGAGGAGAGAUAGGUGUGUCUGGUCAUUCCAGUUGGUUACAAACAGUACCAAAUAAUCCUGAUGCUAUAUGCUUUAAAUUUGUCCCCAUCACUUCUCUUCUAACUGGCAUCCCAGGCAGUGGAUAUCUUAGUCAUGCAAUCAAUCUAUAUCUUCGCUACAAACCUGAUCCUGAUGAUUUACAGUAUUUCUUGGAAUUCCAAGUCCCUCGUCAAUGGGCACCGAUGUUCAAUGAGCUGGCUCUGGGACCACACAGAAGAAAAACAUCUUACCCCACACUGCAAUUUAGAUUUUUGGGUCCCAGACUUCAUGUGAACACUGCUCAGGUGUCCAGUGGCCUGAAGCCAGUAGUUGGCCUACGAUUAUACUUGGAGGGUAGGAAAUGCAAUCGAUUAGCUAUACAUGUGCAGCACCUUUCAAGUCUCCCCAGCAUGCUCAGCACCUCGUCUGGGAUGUCUCAGUGGCAAGGAUCUGAAGAUGCAGAUUCAGAAUACUUUGAGCCUAUCCAGUGGAAGAGAUACUCGUGUGUUUGCACAGUUACUGUAAAGCACAAUCCUGAAUGGCUCCAGAGAGUAUCUGAUGGCGUUUUUGUGGUCACAGGUGCUCAGCUUGUUACUAAAGGGAAGUGGUCGAAGAAGGUGCUUCAUCUCCGCCUCCUCUUCACUCACAUCCCAAAUUGUACGAUUCGGAAAACUGAGUGGGCUCGUUCACCAGCUACUUCUCACAAGGGAAGCUUUCUAACAAAUCUCAGUACAACACUCAGCACCCCAUUCCUGCAGCGUGAUGCCCCUCCCCCUCCAAAGCAUGAGCCUGCACAGCUUAAUUCAGGGGUUUACCCUGAUGGUCCACCUGUUCCAAUCCAAUCACGAAAGUUAUUAAAGUUUGUUGAUAUGGUUGAGGUGGUUCGGGGGCCCCAUGAUGUGCCAGGCCAUUGGCUGGUGACAGCUGCCAAGCUUGUCAAAGAGGGAGGAAAGAUUGGCUUGCAUGUAAAAUUCGCUUUGUUGAGCCAAACACCUGAGACUGAGAUGAUUUGCUGAUGUACAUAUCAGUGUGCAUCUCCUCUGUAGAUUUCAGGAUUUUGAUAUCAAUGGUAGGCCGAUCAGUGCAUUUUGCUCUUGAUUUUUUGAGUGACGAAUUGUAUAGAAGACAGUAAUAAACUGCAUGAGACUUGGAGAGGUUGUGCAUACCCAUUACUUGUUCGACUUAGCUUUCGUGUUGGAGUUAUUAUUCACAAUGAAUCAAGCUUUUGUUCUCGAA
Elaeis guineensis (African oil palm) is the source of this 2283-nucleotide messenger RNA. RefSeq names its product MACPF domain-containing protein At4g24290. Gene Ontology annotation, cellular component: plasma membrane. NCBI's taxonomy places the organism in Eukaryota, Viridiplantae, Streptophyta, Magnoliopsida, Arecales, Arecaceae. Gene Ontology annotation, biological process: plant-type hypersensitive response; regulation of salicylic acid mediated signaling pathway. The record is from RefSeq and is a predicted model, not a curated record.